AUGAGGUGGUUCUUGGGCAGCAGCUGGAGGAAAUUUGGACACGCUGACAGGGGAAACUAUGACUGGCUAAACAGUGAACCAAGUGGGCCGCUUCUGGAAACAGAGCUUCAGAGCAGACAACAGACAAGUUCAACCAAAGACGACAUAGAACCAUUUCUGUGCAUCAUAUUGCCUGCCACCAUGAUGCUCUUCCUGGCAUCCCUGCUGCUCUUCCUGUCCCGCCGUUGCCAGCGCCCUGCUCCGCAGGGGCAGAUCUUCAGCAUCGACCUCCCCGAGACCCUGACCGAGCACGACGCGUCCAAUUUCCUUUCCGUGCUGCCCUGGAACAGUGAACAGAGUUUCCACUACUCCACUCUCCUCCCAGAUGCCACAUUCCUCACUGUGUGUUUGCCCCCGUCCUAUGAGGAGGCCACCAUGAAGACUUCCAUGGAUGAGGCUCACAUUGAGCUCUCCUCAGACCCAGUGCCUCCUUAUGAAGAGAGCAUGCUGCAGUCCAACAGCACCAAAUAA
Antrostomus carolinensis (chuck-will's-widow) is the source of this 510-nucleotide messenger RNA. It is a transcript of the gene SMIM28, whose product is annotated as small integral membrane protein 28. NCBI's taxonomy places the organism in Eukaryota, Metazoa, Chordata, Aves, Caprimulgiformes, Caprimulgidae. The record is from RefSeq and is a predicted model, not a curated record. The transcript has 2 exons. Bases 1 to 510 code for a protein of 169 amino acids.